AUGCAAAUUGCCGAUGAUUUCCUUCAGCAUGCUGAAUUAUGGAAUCAGUUCAGGCAACACAUGAUGGAAAGUUUUUGCCAUAAAAUCCAUCCUAAUAAUGAACAUUUGCCACAUCUUAAUUGUGAAACUUUUGCGCUUCUUGAAGUGCAGAGUGUUUUGCAAGAACACUCUUUAAAAUGUUCAAGCUUUGGCUUAAAAGAUCCUCCUGCUGAUCUUGCUAUGCAAGAAAAUCAAUAUGAUCUGGAGGAAAAGCUGGCACUUGCAGAAGGAGAUAAAGAGACUCUUAAUGCUCAACAGAGGUCAGCGUAUGAUUUUAUUUUAACUGCUUUAGAUGCUCCAAUCAAUAGCGGCAAACUGUUUUUUCUUGAUGGUCCUGGAGGAUCUGGAAAAACAUAUCUUUAUACAACUCUGUUGAGGUAUUGCAGAAGAAAACAAAUUUCUGUCCUCUCUGCUGCUACGACAGGCGUAGCCGCAAAUUUAUUACUUGAUGGAAAGACAAUACACAGUCUUUUUGGAUUACCAAUUCCAUUAAAUGAAACUUCAGUAUCUAAUAUUAAAUUAAAUACUGACAAAGCAAAGCUUUUAAGAGAAGCAAAGCUCAUAAUAAUUGACGAAUGUACCAUGACUUCAAACCAUGUUUUGGAUACAACUGACAGGUUGUUAAAAGAAAUCAUGAAAAAUUAUUAUCCAUUUGGAGGAAAAGUUUUGCUUUUUGGAGGUGACUUUAGACAAUGUCUAUCAGUAUUGCCUCAUGCUCUACAAGCCGCAAUAAUACAAAAUAGCAUGCAAUUUGCAAAAUCAAGGGAUUUAUUUAAGAAACUCCCACUGACAAUGAACAUGAGGUCAAAUGACCCCGAGUAUAGUGAGUGGCUUUUAAAAUUUGGAAAUGGAACUCUUUCUGAUAAUAAUGGAUUGAGUGAAGACGUUGUCGAGAUUCCUUUGUCAAUGAUAUGCAAAGAUAGUUUAGUGAACUGGGGUAAUAAAAUCCAGCCUGGAAACACCAGUGAAAUUAGUGAAAGGGCAAUAUUGUGUCCUAAAAAUUCUGAUGUAGACAAACUAAAUGAUGAUGUCUUAAAUAUCAUAGAAGGGAACGACACGACAUAUUUAAGUGUUGUCUCUGUUGUAGCUGACAAUAAAGCGAGUGCCAACAACUUUCCAACGGAAUUUUUAAAUAGUCUGUCGCCUUCUGGCAUGCCACCUCACAAAUUGAGGUUAGAGAUUGGAUCAAUUAUUAUGCUGUUAAGAAAUCUUAACACCAGAAGGGGUCUUUGCAAUGGUACAAGACUAGAGGUUCUCCAAUUGAGAAAUAAUGUAAUAAUAGCUAAGUCUUUGACUGGCUCCUCUAAAGGUGAAAUACGUGUCAUUCCAAGAAUUGAUUUGGCUCCAUCUCAAACAGGGUUGCCGUUUCAAUUGAGACGUAGACAGUUUCCU
Stegodyphus dumicola is the source of this 1431-nucleotide messenger RNA. Its product is annotated as ATP-dependent DNA helicase pif1-like. Lineage: Eukaryota; Metazoa; Arthropoda; Arachnida; Araneae; Eresidae. The record is from RefSeq and is a predicted model, not a curated record.